Molecule: messenger RNA, 510 nt
Organism: Hydra vulgaris (swiftwater hydra)
Lineage: Eukaryota; Metazoa; Cnidaria; Hydrozoa; Anthoathecata; Hydridae
Source: RefSeq, a predicted model, not a curated record
AUGCUUAGUAAGGAUUGUAGGGACAAUGUUAAACAAAAGGAUUGUAGGGAUAAUGUUAAACAAAAGGAUUGUAGGGAUAAUGUUAAACAAAAGGAUUGUAGGGACAAUGUUAAACAAAAGGAUUGUAGGGAUAAUGUUAAACAAAAGGAUUGUAGGGACAAUGUUAAACAAAAGGAUUGUAGGGACAAUGUUAAACAAAAGGAUUGUAGGGAUAAUGUUAAACAAAAGGAUUGUAGGGAUAAUGUUAAACAAAAGGAUUGUAGGGAUAAUGUUAAACAAAAGGAUUGUAGGGAUAAUGUUAAACAAAAGGAUUAUAGGGAUAAUGUUAAACAAAAAGAUUGUAGGGAUAAUGUUAAACAAAAGGAUUGUAGGGAUAAUGUUAAACAAAAGGAUUGUAGGGAUAAUGUUAAACAAAAGGAUUGUAGGGAUAAUGUUAAACAAAAGGAUUGUAGGGAUAAUGUUAAACAAAAAAUAUUUUCAUUUGGUUUAAAUCUUGAAAAGAGUAUUUAG